AUGACGAUUACCAAGGACGACUCUGCCCCACUCAUCGCUGUCGUUGGUGCAACUGGCCUUCAAGGCGGCAGUGUUGUCAAUGCUUUGGCGGAAUCCAAACUUGCCUACCGUAUCCGAGCGUUCACACGCAAUGCUACCAAACCAGCGGCGGAAGUCCUAAAAGCCAAAGGAGUUGAGGUUGUGCAAGUCGAUCUGACGGUCGAGAACAAGGACCAAGUCUUCAAGGCCUUUGUUGGGACAAACUACGCCUUUCUGGUCACUAACUUCUGGGAACAUCUCAACAUGGAGAGGGAAGUUGCCGAAGGCAAGCUCCUUAUUGACGCUGCUAAAGCUGUCGGAGCUCGGGGCAUCGUUUGGUCUGGCCUCCCCUCCGUUUCCAAGGCCAGCAACGGGAAGUACACCCACGUUGUGCACUUCGAUGGCAAGGCUAUUGUGACCGAGUAUGGCCGCCAGUCGGGCGUGCCCUUCGUCAACGUCCCAGCUGGGUUGUACGCUCAGAACUUCUUUGGUCCCUUUGGGUUGAUUUUGAAGAGACCUGACGGCACAUUCGAGAUUGCUUGGAACAUGCGUCCCGGGAGUAAAAUUCCUCUCAUCGACAUCGUGAAGGAUUAUGGCCUUUUCGUUCGCAAAGCAAUCGAAUCAGAGCUGUUCCCAGAUGGACAAGAUAUCAACACCGUCAGCGAAGAUAUCGCUCCUACCCUCAUUGCUGAGCAGUUGUCCGAAGUCACCGGCAAGACUGUUGUCUACACUCAUCUCACGACGGAAGAAUGGGUGAAGAGGUUGAUCGGUGCCGGUCAGCCUGAGGCUAUCGCCAUUGAAUUAGUGCAAAGCUUCACUUUUUUCGAUGAGAUAGGAUACUAUGCUGGACAGCCGAGCGCAAGUACUGAAGGUCUGGGGACACCGACACAAACGUGGAAACAAUUUGCUCGAAGUGCCGAUUGGAGUAAAGUUUUGAUUUGA
This is a messenger RNA of Mycena indigotica, 960 nucleotides long. Its product is annotated as NmrA domain-containing protein. The record is from RefSeq and is a predicted model, not a curated record. NCBI's taxonomy places the organism in Eukaryota, Fungi, Basidiomycota, Agaricomycetes, Agaricales, Mycenaceae. Bases 1 to 960 code for a protein of 319 amino acids. The transcript is spliced from 5 exons.